Myripristis murdjan (pinecone soldierfish) is the source of this 1767-nucleotide messenger RNA. RefSeq names its product family with sequence similarity 131 member Ab (gene fam131ab). The coding region runs from base 70 to 1164 and encodes 364 amino acids. Lineage: Eukaryota; Metazoa; Chordata; Actinopteri; Holocentriformes; Holocentridae. The transcript is spliced from 5 exons. The record is from RefSeq and is a predicted model, not a curated record.
CUGACACCACUGAGAGAUGCGCUGCUAAACGGCUUUUAUGUUUGUGACAAGAAGACUCCUCCUGACACGAUGGUUCUGACUGCACUGACCCAGUUUAGCUGCAAGGUGAAUGUUGAUGACACCAUUGAAAUGUUACCAAAAUCAAGAAGAGCACUUACUAUUCAAGAGAUUGCUGCAUUAGCACGAUCGUCACUACACGGUAUCUCCCAGGUGGUGAAGGAUCAUGUGACCAAGCCCACAGCCAUGGCCCAGGGCAGGGUAGCCCACCUGAUAGAGUGGAAGGGGUGGUGUAAGCCCAUGGACACUCCGGCAGCCCUGGAGUCGGACUUCAACUCCUACUCUGACCUCACUGAGGGAGAGCAGGAGGCGCGUUUUGCUGCUGGCGUGGCCGAGCAGUUUGCCAUCGCUGAGGCUAAGCUGAGGGCCUGGUCCUCUGUGGACGGCGACGACUCCAACGAUGACUCAUACGACGAAGACUUUCUGCCUGCCAAUGAGCCCACCACACAGAGCACAGACUUGCCGUCGUACCCUCCCUACCUGAAGGACUUGAUCCACAACCAGGUAUGCCAACAUCUGGGGCUGCGAGGGCCCUGCUGUGAGGGAGGAGGAGGAGGGGGCGAGGGAGGCGGCAGCGGAGAUCCCUCCCCCACGUCGGGCUCCCCGGACACCCUGUGCUCCAGCCUGUGCAGCCUGGACGAGCAUCACCCACUGCUGCGCGACCUGGGCGGCCACCGCGGCGCCCACUCCCACAGCAACGCCGCCGAGCUCGCUGCCAAGAUCCUGUCGGCGCUGCAGGGGGGGGAGGAGCUGCUGCUGGCCCGCCUCCAAAGGGCGGGGCAGGGGGGGUCCGGCGGGGGGGACUGCAGCUUCCACAGCCUCGGCGGGGGAGGGCGGGGCGGCAGGCCCUGCGGGGGACAAGACUCCCCCUGCUACUCGGCGUCCUACUCCGAGACAUACCUGUCGCCCGGCGAGGACGAUGACACCCCUUGCAAGGACUACGAGGGCACCAUGUGCCAGGUGGAGGCGGACGGCAACGGAGAGGAGUACGACCCCCGCAGGAGGGUGUCUGACGUGGCCUCCUCAGGAGUGGUGUCCCUGGACGAGGAGGACGAAGAGGAGGAGGAGGAAGAGGAGGAGAGGGAGGGAGGGCCAAACAACCAGUGAUUCCUCUCUCCCUCCAUCUAACCUCAGUAUUUAACCCCUCUGCCCUCUCCAUCUCGAUUUUGGAGGACCUUUUAUUUUUGCAACAACUUUUCCUCUCCUCCACGGUGUCUGAAAACUUCUGCGCAUGUUUUCGUUUUUUUUUUUUUUUUUUAACUCUCUCAUGACUCAUUUGACUGCAGUGUAAACCAUCUGUUUUUGCCUUACUUGCAACAUUUCAGAUCUCCCCCUUUCCACUCCUAACUGCUUGAACCCCAUUUGAUAUGUAUCAAAUAUAUUUUCUUUCAAGGCGUCCAAACAAUCUUUUCUAUCUGUGUGAAAACAGGAGUGCUGGACUGGCCUAACAGCCUUCAGUAAAAAGCCCAAUGAUUGACUCGUGGGUUCAGUAUGAAGCUCACUGGACAGUUGGGGUUUGUGGCUCCAAACCGCCCCAAAACAGACAAAACCACCAGGCAAACCGAAUGACUGAGUCCGAAACUCUGACUUACCUUUGCAUGUGUUCUGCAAGUGCUGAAACUGAUGGGUUGACCCGGUCUUGAGCACGGUUUGUAACCUCAGCUGUUCUGUAUAACCCCACCCGUCCCCAGCGUCUCCCAUGGGAGGGCA